CGACAUCGACAUUCGAUUGACCUGGCCUGAGCCGCGAGCGCAGUCAGUCCAAUCGGAAGUUGUUGCCAUCUCGUCGAUAGCCAGGGUGCCAACUGUCUGCCCAGCGACCAGUGAAGGUCCUCGCAAUUUCACAUCAAGGAAUCUACGAUUUCCAAGAGCUCCGUUGAUGAGUUCGACAGCAUGAGCCGAGACAGGGAAAAGCUGAUGGAUGAAAUUGAAGAGAGUUUGUGGACUUUAACUGAGGAAAAUUUACGGCACCUGUGUGUUCGCUGCGGGAUAGGUGGCAAGGAUGGGUCUGAAAUUGAAGGGAAGAAUCAACGAGCGCUGCGGCGUAAGAUCAUGGAGGAAACCUGGGAGAACGAGGACCUAAUGAAGUCAGAGGAUCGGGGAAUGUCAUGGCUGCUCCAACUGAAAGAGGACAUCGGGAAGUUACGCGCGGUGGCCUCAAACCCUAGCCAGUCAGUGUCUGGGACCGUGGACGAACGAACACAGGAAAGCAGUUACCCGGAGAGAAACAAGGAGGAUGGGACUCGUUACGGUAACAAGGACAACGCUCGUCUGCCCCCCUUCCCAGGGUCCCCGGGUAGUACUUCACUGGGGCAAGACUGCAGCAACCCACCAGAUGUGAGUGAACCCAUGAAAGAAACGGAAGAUGAGGAAGCAGAAGAUUCGAUUGAGGCGUCAGAGACCGUUGUCAAGAAAAGGCAGCCAAAGCGCACGGUUAAGAAACCUCACUGCUGCUCAGACUGUGGCAAAAGUUUCAGUCACAAAAGUCAUCUAACCAUCCACCAGCACACACACACUGGUGAGAAGCCUUACCACUGCACACAGUGCGAGAACAGCUUCUACUGCUCGGCCUACCUGAUAUCCCACAUGCGAACACACACCGGUGAAAAGCCCUACCGCUGCUCAGACUGCGGGAAGAGGUUUGCCCAAUCGAACGCCCUGAAGAUACACCGCAUGCGGAGGCACACUGGCGAGCUGCCCUUCUCCUGUUUGGAGUGCCCUAAGCGUUUUGUCACGUCGGCACACCUGAAAUCACACCAGAGAGUCCACACAGGAGAGAAGCCCUACCACUGCACGGACUGCGGGAAGAAUUUCUCCCACUCAAGUGCCCUGAGACUUCACCAAAAAACCCACAGCGGAGAGAAACCUUUCAUCUGCGAAUGCGGAAAGAGUUUCAUUAACUGGGCCCACCUAAACUCUCACCAGAGAUCACACACCGGUGAGAAGCCUUACUGCUGUGAACAGUGUGGCAAAUGUUUCUCCGAAUCUGGCACCCUGUCGAAUCACCAGAGGACCCACACUGGGGAGAAACCUUACAGCUGUGAUCAGUGUGGGGAGAGGUUCGCGCAAUCAGGAUCCCUGACCAUCCACCAGAGGACGCACACGGGAGAGAAGCCGUACGCCUGUGAUCAGUGUGAGAAGAGGUUUAUCACCUCAAGUCACCUGAGACGCCACCAGAGAACCCACACCGGAGAGAAGCCGCACCUCUGUGACGAAUGUGGGAAGAGCUUCACGCGGGCCGGAGCCCUGGCGAGCCACCGCAAAACGCACACGGGUGAGAAACCGUACAGCUGCGACCUGUGUGGGAAGAGUUUUGUUCAGUCCGGCCAAUUGACAAGCCACCAGCGGACACACACCGGAGCCAAACCGUACGGCUGCGAUCAGUGCGGCGAAAGAUUCACUCAGUCCGCUACUCUGGCCAAUCACCAGCGAACACACACAGGAGAGAAGCCCUAUGGCUGUAACGUGUGCGGGAAGAACUUCGCACAGUCCGGCCAUCUGAAGAGCCACCAGAAAUCACACGUCAGAGGAGGAGUGUGUCCUCUUCCGUCCACACCGGUGCCGGUUCCGGAACCCUCAAUAAGUUCCAAAUGGUCCAAGACUCAGCUACCCGGAUCCUCGGCCACAGCGAGUUCUGGAACCACGUCACCUGUGUUCUAUGUGAACACUGGCUACCCACUGCACACAGCGGCCACCACUACUAAACCCCCCUAUUGACCUAUAUACUAACCCCCCCCCCCCAUCCGGUAUAUUCCAGAGCUAGCACCCCUCAUUGAAGCACGUGACCAGGUGAGCUAGUUAUGGGCUAUAACAACAUUUUGAAAACAUAGAAGACGUCCAAACAGCGGCGAACCGUGGCAAGAAAAUUAACAGGACUCGUUCACUCAAUGCGCCCGACAUCACGUCUCGGCAGUGCAAGAGAAUCUGUGCUUUUGCAAUGAUGUCAUAAAUGAAUGAGACAGGUCUGAGCUUUGGUCAGCCACUCUGACGCAGAUGGGUGCAACCUGCAACAACAACCACGGCACACGCACCCACCAACCUACGGUAACCUACGGUAACCUUUAACCAACACUGAUGGUCAUAACCAGAACGGUCAAGAACACAUCCAAAUGUGUGACAGCCAGGGGCACAACAAAAGCUUUGUUUCCAACACAGACUGAAUAUAUUAAUAAGAAUGAUUUCAAUUUAUUAAAAAGAUGAAAUGUAAGUUAAUAUGUAUUUAUUAUAAUUUCUUUAUAAUCCCUUAGGUUUUAUACUGGUCAUGACUGUGGACACAGAUUAACCCUGUCCUGAGCUAAAAAGACAGUACUUAUAAAGACACUCAAUUGAGUUGUUUAGUGUAUGAAUAAGCAAAUCUCCAUUUGCCUUUUAUUUCCCAGGUGAACUUGUGUGUGUGUCAGGGUUGCCAAACAAACAAGAACAAAAUGAAGUAGACAUGUUGCCAGAAAAAAUCCUCAAGAAUUGGGCUGCUAUCGUCAAGAAGACACAUUUACUUAAUUCCCUUUGUAAAUGGUCUGGGUUGUGGUUCUUUUGAGAGACGUAAUUGUACACUAGUCAGCUAAUUGAUGUUUCUCAAAAUGUUUUUUUUUUUCUUAAAAUAUUUCGGCCAGUGUAAUUUAUUGUGCGCAGGGUAGCAAUGUCAGUCUGGCCCGUCGUAGGGUUAAGUCCUAAAUAAAGUCAAAAUAAAUAUUUCACUUCAUCCCAUGCUAUGUAAACAUUUAGUGGAAAUAUGUAGAAAUUAUGGACUUAGGAAUGUUUUAACUGCCCUUUUUGUCGGGCACAAAUUGAUUUUGACAAAUAAAAUCAGAAUAAAAAAAAGACUUGUAGCCUUUGAAUUUCAGAAUACGAAUGUGGUCCUCGAGCUAAAAAGUUCGCCCAAACUGGAUGUUGUUAUUAUACAUGGGACAUAAAAGAAGAUUCCAGUUACGUCAUAUCAAUUCCAUGUUUGGGUAUGUGGCAUUAAGAAUAGACCACAGGCUACUUGAAUUGUUUGUAUUUCUAGGCCGGCAGCGUGGGGUACACCCCAAGAACAUUGGGGUACACAGCAGUCGGGUUAAGAACACGGUGAUAUGUUAUUGAAAACAAUUAUAAUUUCUGUUCUGUAAAGAGCAAUUAACAUAAUUUAAAUAUGCGUUUGGUCAUUCUCAGCACCGUGGGGGAUUACAAUGCAUGGGUGUUGCUAACGAAACGCGCGUCUGUGUUGGGGUUAAGGGUUGUAUCUCUGUCAUAUACUCCUAUUAUCAAAUAAUGUAGCAUAACAUUUAAAACAGUAAUUGUUGUUUAUCAUUUUUUCGAUUGAUCAAUAAAAUCAAUUCAUUAU
Molecule: messenger RNA, 3607 nt
Organism: Esox lucius (northern pike)
Lineage: Eukaryota; Metazoa; Chordata; Actinopteri; Esociformes; Esocidae
Product: zinc finger protein 883-like
Exons: 2
Coding region: 181-2004 (607 amino acids)
Source: RefSeq, a predicted model, not a curated record